Sapajus apella (tufted capuchin) is the source of this 5157-nucleotide messenger RNA. RefSeq names its product mucin 17, cell surface associated (gene MUC17). The coding region runs from base 43 to 4362 and encodes 1439 amino acids. The record is from RefSeq and is a predicted model, not a curated record. The transcript has 14 exons. Lineage: Eukaryota; Metazoa; Chordata; Mammalia; Primates; Cebidae.
CGCCAGCUCCUCCAGCAGUGACCGGGCAGGUGAGACGUGCCGAUGCCGAGGCCAGAGACCAUGGCGCUGUGUCUGCUCACCUUGGUCCUCCCCCUCCUGCCCCCACAAGCUGCCACCACAGAGCAGGACCUUGGCAUGAACAGCACUGUGUGGGAUGGAGGGGGGUGUGUCUCCCAAGAGGGCCCCCAGAGCCUACAGUGCCGGCAGCUGUCUUGGAGCCAACAGACAGGUUCUGUGGUGAACACUGCCAUAGGUAAAACACUUACAAAACUCGCGAUGACGGGACUUGGUUCGAGAAACGGGUCCACCCCUGAGCUGACCUCCGACGAGAGCAGCAUGCAUUCAGAAACUCCUGGUGUCUCCAGUCCUGGGUUGACAUCAGUAGACCCAGGCACAACCUCAAAAUCUAACAAUGACAGCACCACACCUCUCCAAGGUUCUACUGAAGACCCUUCAUCUCCUACAACUUCUGAAGGCACUACCACACCCAUAUCAAAACAGAGUAAAGGGAGCAAUACAUCCAGAGAGCCGUUUCUCACAAAUAACACUAUGAACAGGUCUGCAACCAACACGUGUUUAACAUCUGGGGAUCCUACAACCACACUGGGGAACACCGAUACUCAGGCCAGUUCCUCUCUGACCGCUCCUGGAGGCAUCAUGAUGUCUUCACAUGCACGCAGUAGAGGAAGCACGCUAUCAACCACAGGGCCUGCCACCGACACACCUGGGGCCACUACUGAGGCCAGCACAUUGUCAACCCUUCCUGCAGGCACCAGUUCACCGGUGACCACGACUAUUCAGGGCAUUUCCUCCCCUACUGCUCCUGAAGGCACCACCACAUCCUCAACCGCUCCUGGUGGAGGAAGCACACCAUCAACCACUGAGCCUACCAGCAGCACACCUGGGGCCACUACCCAGGCCAGCACGUCAACAACCACUUCUGCGGGCACCAGCUCACUGGUGACCACGUCUACUCAGGCCAGUUUUUCCCCACCCAUUCCUGGAGGUGACACAACACUUUCAACCUCACCCGGUGGAGAAAGCAUGCCAUCAACCUCCGAGCCUGUGACCGCCACAAGUGGGGCCACUACCGAGGCCAGGACUCCAUCAACCGCUCCUGCGGGCAUCAGCUCACCAGUGACCACGUCUACUCAGGGCAGAUCCUCCCCUACCACUCCUGUAGGCGCCACCACGUUUUCAACUGCUCCUGGUGCAGAGAGCACGCCAUCAACCACCGAACCUGCCACCACCACACCUGUGGCCACUACGGAGGCCAGCACCUUGUCAACUGCUGCUGGAGGCAGCAGCUCACUGGUAACCACGUCUAUUCAGUCCAGUUUCUCCUCUACCAUUCCUGGAGGUGCAAGCAGGCCUUCAACCACUCCCGGUGGAGAAAGCACACCAUCAACCACUGAGCCUGCCACCCCCACACCUGGGACCACUACUGAGGCCAGCACCCCGUCAAUUCCUCCGGCAGGUACCAGUUUACCGGUGACCAUGUCUAUUCAGGGCAUUUCCUCCCCUACUGCUCCUGGAGGCACCACCACAUCCCCAACUGCUCCUGGUGGAGGAAGCACACCAUCAAACACUGAGCCUGCCACCCGCAUACCUGGGUCAACCACCGAGGCCAGCAUGCCAACAAGUGCUCCUGCAGGCAUGAGCUCACUGGUGGCCUCGUCUACUGAGGCCACUUCCUCCCCUAUCACUCCCGGAGGUGCCCCAACGCAUUCAACCUCUCCUGUUGGAGGAAGCACACCAUCAACCAACAAGCCUGCCACCGCCACACCUGGGGCCACUACUGAGGCCAGCACACUGUCAACCCCUCCUGGGGGCACCAGUUCACUGGUGACCACGUCUAGUCAGGGCAUUUCCUCCCCUACUGCUCCUGAAGGCACCACCACAUCCUCAACCGCUCCUGGUGGAGGAAGCACACCAUUAAACACUGAGCCUGUCAGCAGCACACCUCGGGCCACUACCCAGGCCACCACGCCAACAACCACUCCUGUGGGCACCAGCUCACCAGUGACCACGUCUACUCAGGGCAGAUCCUCCCCUACCACUCCUGUAGGCGCCACCACAUUUACAACCGCUCCUGGUGGAGAGAGCACGCCAUCAACCACCGAACCUGCCACCACCACACCUGGGGCCACUACGGAGGCCAGCACCUUGUCAACUGCUGCUGGAGGCAGCAGCUCACUGGUAACCACGUCUAUGCAGUUCAGUUUCUCCUCUACCAUUCCUGGAGGUGCAACAAGGCCUUCAACCACUCCUGGUGGAGAAAGCACACCAUCAACCACUCAGCCUGCCACCCCCACGCCUGGGGCCACUACUGAGGCCAACACCCCGUCAAUUCCUCCAGCAGGCACCAGCUCACUGUUGGUUACGUCUACUCAGUCCAGUUCCUCCCCUAUCAGUCCUGGAGGCGCCACCACGCAUUCAACCUCUCCUGUUGGAGGAAGCACACCACCAACCACCGAGCCUGCCACUGCCACACCUGGGGUAACUACUGAGGCCAGCACCCUGUCAACCUCUCCUGACGGCACCAGCUCCCAGGUGACCACGGAUACCCAGGCCAGUUCAUCUUCCAUAACUCUAGAGGGCACCACCAUGCCUCUGUCCACUCUGAGUGAAGGAAGCACUCUCAGCACCGCCCAUGUGACUAGUUCUGAGGCUCGCACACGUUCAAGCCCUCCUGUUGACACCCGCACACCUGUGACCACUUCUACCGAAGCCAGUUCAUCUCCUACCACUCUGGAGGGCACCACCAUUCCUACUACGAAGGAAUUUACAACAACUGCAGUGACUACUGCCACUACCCUCACGUAUGUGACCGUGUCUACUGCCCCCAGCACACCCAGCACAACCAUCAGAGGCUCCACUACCUCUACAUCAACUCUUUCUGCAGCCAGUACGCCUCACACCUCUAUUUCCGUCAUCACCCGUUCUGUGACCCCUCUGUCAGAAUCCAGCAUGUCGUCAGCAAUAUCUUCUCACACCGUCCCACCCGUGUUUCCUCCUGGUCACUCCAGUACACCUUCAACCACGUCUGCCUCCCCAACGCCUGUGACCACUGCCACUGUCACUACCAUGACCACCAGGACAAAUUCCAGUACACGGAUCACUUCCUCCCCCACGGUGACCACCACCACUGUCCCCAGGACUACUUCCACAAUUAAGAGCACAGCCACCUCAACUCCUGCUGUGCCAACAACCACACCACCGCAGUGCUUCAAUGGAGGAAAGUGGACAGGAGACUCCUGUGAGUGCCUCUCUGGCUAUAAUGGAGAUCGGUGCCAGUACGCGGCCGUUGUCUGCAAGAACGGAGGCUCCUGGGAUGGGCUCAAGUGUCAGUGUCGCUCCCCCUACAUUGGGGAGCUCUGUGAGGAGGUGUCCAACACCCUUGACAUAAUGCCGCCACAGACAGUCUCCGCCCAAAUGGAAAUGACUGUGACAGUGACCAGUGUGAAGUUCUCCGAUGAGCUGAAUGACCACUCUUCCGAGGAAUUCAAGAAUUUCAACAAGACAUUCACGGAAGAGAUGAACCGUGUGUACGCCGAUAUCCCUGAGUAUGCCGGGGUGAACAUCACAAAGCUACGGCAUGGCAGUGUGGUGGUGGAGCAUGAGGUCCUCCUAAGAACCAAGUACACACCAGCAUUCGAGACAGUGUUGAACAAUGCCAGCAUGGUUGUGAAAGAAAAAAUCACCAAAGUGACUGAGGAGCAAAUAAUGAUUAAUGAAAAUUGCACAGCCUUGCUGUGUUACAACACCAGUGGUACCCAGGUGCAAAACAUCACGAUGGCCCAGUACGACGCUGAAGCUGAAUGCCGGAAGGCAGCCGGGCCGGACUAUGAAGACUACUUCCUGGUGGAAUACCAGGACCAGCAACCAAAAUGCAUCAGCCCCUGCGAGUCCGGCUACAAGGCCUCCAAGAACUGUAACUUCGGCAAGUGCCAGUUGCUUCGAAGUGGCCCCCGGUGCUACUGCGUGACCACGGAAACUCACUGGUACAGAGGGGAAGCCUGUGACCAGGGCAUCCAGAAGAGUCUGGUGUACGGGCUUGUGGGGGCAGGGUGCGUGCUGGUGCUGAUCAUCCUGAUAGCUCUCCUGAUACUCACUUUCCGCUCCAGGAGAGAGGUGAAACGGCAAAAGUCCAAAUUGUCUCAGCUGUACAAGUGGCAAGAAGAGAAAGGUGAACCAGCUCCUGGAACAUUCCAAAACAUUGGCUUUGACAUCUCCCAAGAAGAAAAUGAUUCCAUCCACCUGGACUCCAUCUACAGUAAUUUCCAGCCCUCCCUGGGCCACAUAGACCCUGAAACAAAGAUCCGAAUUCAGAGGCCUCAGGUGACGAUGACAUCACUUUAAGGCAUGAAGCUGACAAGUCCGGGAGUAAGGAUAUUGCAGUCCGGCCAAGCUUGGUGGAACAUUUGCCCAUAAGGGGACUUCCAUGGGAACUCAAUUGAAACAAGCCCUGUACUUAUCAAGGAGAAAGAGGAGAGAGACAGCAGUGGUGGGAGAUUCUUAAAUAGAAAACCACGGAAGCUCCAACGGGCUUGUCAUGAUAUCAGGCUAGGCUUUCAUGCUCAUUUUUCAAAGAGGUUCCAGAUUUGAGGGUGAUAUGGCUGUAACAUAGGUCACCCCAUUGAUCGCCAAGAUUGAUUUGGCUGAUCUGGCUGGGUAGAUAGGUGUCCCCUUUCUUCCUCGCUGCUCCAUUUGUGUCCCUCCUAAUGCUGCACGCUCAGUUGAAGAGGAUGAGAGGACGACCCUCUCUGAUAGAGGAGGACCAUUCUUCUGUCAAAGGCAUAAAGGUAUCUGGAUGGACUUCCCUGCUAGAACUUCCAAACAAGCUCAGAGAAGUUCCUCCUCGCGUCUGCACGGGUUCAGCACCACGGACAGCGCCCUCGUCGCGCGGUUCUCAACUGUGACCCCUUCGACACCGUACUGCGUUUUACAUUUCAAAAAAUGCUCUCGUAAGAAUUACUGCAUAUUGUCUCAUGAAAAAAAACUUAUGUUUAAAUAUAUAGCAUUUGCCUUUAGUAUAUAAGAGUAUAGGUAUUUUUUAAAGUUCUUAUUUUUAUGAGUUCUGAUUUUUUCCUUAGUAAAUGUUAUACUAUAUAUUUGUAGAAGCUAAAAAUAAUAAAUCAACUUUAUUAUAAUUUU